Molecule: messenger RNA, 1008 nt
Organism: Penicillium atrosanguineum
Lineage: Eukaryota; Fungi; Ascomycota; Eurotiomycetes; Eurotiales; Aspergillaceae
Product: flavin reductase family protein
Exons: 2
Coding region: 1-1008 (335 amino acids)
Molecular function (GO): FMN binding
Source: RefSeq, a predicted model, not a curated record
AUGUGGACACCAAGAAUGUUCGGACGAGGGCUGGCUAAGCAAUCCUUCAAUUCUUCUCGCGUUUCUUCAAUUCGAGAUUCGCAACUAGGGACAGUCAGAAUGAGCUCAUCGACUGCCGCCGCCGCUUCAGGAAGCGACCUAGAGGCCCAGAAAAAUUACAAAGUUGUUCAAGAUGUCGGUAACUUCGUUGAAGUGCAAUCCAAGCGCCCUGAUUUCGACCAUAUGGCACCUAUUGAAGUGACUAAAUCUCCUUAUCCCAAAUGGAAUUACGGGCAGGGAGUGCCAGACAAGGGCGCCGGUCUAGCCCAAAAACAUCACGAGAUAGAUCCUUACGCGUCUGAUCGGCCGAUGAUCAACAAUUACCGUCUGCUGGUUUCCGGCAUUGCACCUCGACCUAUUGGCUUUAUCAGUACAGUGAAUGCAAAAGGUCAGAAGAAUCUCUCGCCGUUUAGCUACUUCCAAGUCAUCGAUCAUGAUCCCCCAAUGUUCAUUGUGGGAUUCUCUUCUCGUCCAGGCCGGGUCAAGGAUACCUACCGCAACUUGAAAGAAACAGGAGAGUGCGUGAUUAAUACAGUUUCCGAAAACAUGAUCGAAGCUGUGAAUGCUAGCUCCCUAGAUGCGCCCUACGGGGUAUCAGAAUGGGAUGUUUCGGGUCUCACGGAAGCUCCUUCCACAACAGUCAAGCCGUCGCGGGUCGCGGAGUCGGUGUUUAAUAUAGAAGGCAAAGUCAUCGAUAUCAAAGAGUUCACCGAUCACCAACAACCUGGCAUGAGUCUUGCUGCCAAUGUCUUGAUCAAGGCCACUCGUUUUUGGGUAAAGGAAGGUACUGCGGAUGCAGAAUACAGUCAUAUCGGCUUGGAAAAGCUGCGACCAGUUGGUCAACUGGGUGGAGUCUCAUAUGGCAGAAUUACGUCCACUUUUGAGAGACCGCGUGGUAGAUGGUCUGAUGAAAUUCCAAAGAGCGAGGUCCUAGCCAAGUUAGAUGCUUCGUGGUCAAAUGUGAAAUAG